Molecule: messenger RNA, 2454 nt
Organism: Rhagoletis pomonella (apple maggot)
Lineage: Eukaryota; Metazoa; Arthropoda; Insecta; Diptera; Tephritidae
Gene: Gga
Product: ADP-ribosylation factor-binding protein GGA1
Biological process (GO): intracellular protein transport; vesicle-mediated transport
Cellular component (GO): trans-Golgi network
Molecular function (GO): phosphatidylinositol binding; ubiquitin binding; small GTPase binding
Source: RefSeq, a predicted model, not a curated record
GCUGCACCGUGGGGAAAAAGGUAUUGGGAUUUCCCCAAUUUCGGUGGAAAAAAUCGCCGAUAGAGAAUUUUCGCUCAUCUCUAGUACUGUGCAAUACAAAGGGAACAUCUUUAAAAUAAAUAAGUUUUGGUCAAACGUCAUAAGAAAAACUGGAAAAUACUUGUACAGCAUGGCGACUGACGAAAAUAUUAUGGAUGAAAUGCUAGAUCGUAUGACCAAUCCUAGUCGGGAAACGGUGGAUGAGCUUAGUUUGCAAAUGUUUUGCAUGGUGGUGCGAAGUAAUCCAAAACUGGUAGACCGGGCCCAGGAAAUGAUUAUGCUAAAAGUUCGCUCGAGUAACAUCACAGAAUCAAUAAGAUCCAUAAACUUGCUUGAAGAAUGCAUGAACAAUUGCGGCUCCGAGUUUCAAGAUGAGGCAUCUAAAUUUCGAUUUCUAAAUCAACUCAUACGCCUCGUUUCAAAGAAGUAUCAUGGAGCUGACACACCUGCUCCAAUCAAGAAACGUAUCAUGGAAUGCUUGCUCUUGUGGACGACAGAGUUUCCUCAAAAAAGUAAGAUACGAGAAGUAUAUGAAAUGCUAUCUAAAGAGCAAGAAGUGGACCCUGGCAUUACCCCGGCUAUAGAGGCGAAGGGACAGAGCGUGCUAGGUAUCGACGAAGCAAUGCUAGCUAAGCUAAUAAAGAGUAAUGACCCUAAAGACUAUAAAAGAGCAAACUUGCUUAUACAAAAUAGAGUGAAACAGGAAGCCCGGCGCAUGGAUUUGUUGAUACAGUAUAAAAAUAUUUUACAGGAAGUUACAAUAACUGUUGACUUAUUGGAUGAAAUGCUUAAUGCGCCUAAGCCAAACGAAAAAGUGGAGGGGUCAUCUGCAAAUCCGCUUGAUGACUUGACUUCCAUAUUUGAUGCUGAUGAAAUAAAAAAUAAUACUUUAUCUGCAGCAACUAAAAUGGAUAAUGUUUAUAGUUCUUUAAAUAUUUUAGAACCGAUAAAUGUGUUUCCUACAUCGGCUACCAGUGAGUCCAAUGCAAUAUGUAAGACUGGGACCGUGGCGGAGAAAGGUGCCUACCGAAAGCUUCCUGACAUUGACAAGCUAAGCGAAGAUCUCUUUCAAAAGUCGUUGCAAGAUUUAGAAAGAGUAUACAGUUUUAAUAAAAAAGGUCCAGAAAAACUAACUUUAAAUACCCUAGCGAAAGAAAAGGCCGCAUUAAAAACUCUUAACACUUCGCCAUCAAAAGUUCUACCUAAUAGCAUUGAAAAACAAGUUCUUCAGCGAGCAGAUGAUGAACUUAUACUUAAGAGCUCCAGUAAAGACGAUGAUGAUGUAGUGCUGUCAACGGAAAGUGACCACAAUGGGACCCAGGCUUUAGCUUCAGAAAUUAGUAAAAAUAUCGUAGUUGAUAAAACUGUGAAAGAAAAGAAUGUAGUGAAACAUUUAGCCGAUAUUGAAAUUGAUUUGGAUGAAGUAGAACCAACUUCUGUAGAUCGCACACUGCUCGAUGAAGACGACAUAAAAUUGACGUUAAGCUUCACGAGAAAUCGUCCUAGUAAACAAGUGUCAGUGAUUGUAAUCUCCGCAAUUAAUAAAAGUAAAUCGCCAGUUCAUGAUUUCAAAGUUGAAGCCAGUGUACAUAAGCCAUGCAAAGUGCGUCUUUUGCAACCAACUGCAACAACAAUGCCGCCUUGCAAACCCUUUCGCCCAGCGUCUCUUGUCAAUCAAGUUAUGCUAUUGCUUAAUCCUACAGGCAAGCCGAUUGAUGUUACUUGUAUUUUUAGCUACAAAUUGGACAGCGAUCCAGAUCCUAUAAAGGAGUCUCACGUAGCAAAGGAUAUACCGUAUGUUGAAUAAAUUAUCUGUACUGAAUUAGGGUUGUUUCAAAUGUUAAUUUAAGGUUUUAAUUCACUUGUAUAAUGAAAACUGAAAGCUUUGUUGUAAAAAAGGCUUAAGUUAUCGUCUUGUAUUAAAAUGGUAUUUAAACAUUUUAUUUGAAUGCUGACGCCUACUGUGAAUAUUUAUAAAUGAAAUCUUAUGUAUGUAUGUAUAUCUAUACAAUAUCGCAUUUGCACAUUUGGCGCAAUAUCGUUUGUUUACACCAUAUAUGUAAUACUUCUAUAUUGGCAGUAAGCUAACUUCUCAAUGUGUAAGCAUUCCGAAAUCAAAUCGAGACGGUCUAGUACUGUUUUUGUCAAUGUAUUGUGUACUUGAGUGCCGUUUUUGUAUAUGUGUUGUGUACAUGUUUAUUUAUAUACGUAUCUGUUCCUUUUCUUUCGUACGUGUUUAUUGAUAUAUCCGUACUGUAGUGUUUUCGGACGGUACUAGCUCUUACUGCCAAUAUAGGAGUAUUACAUAUAUGGUUAACACACUUAUAAAAUAGUAAAAAUAAUGCUUAAUAUAAAACUACAUAUUGUACUAAGAAUAAAGUUGGGGUAGAAAUAUGCUGGCGUUAUAACCAAGAA